AAAAAAUAGAAAGCACUACACAUUUUAUUUAUUUUAAGGAAAAGGAGAAAGGGGGAGAGUGAAUCCCCGGGUAACUUGAGCCGCUAAGCUCCGCCCAACUCGCUCUUGUUACAUUGCUCAUCUUUCUCUCUUCUUUGCUUCCCUCAGAAGUCUGUGUUUCUUACAUAAACCCCCACUCCCCACCCUCCACAUUUCAAUUUCAAUUUCAGAGAGAGAGAGAGAGAGAGAGAUGUCGGACUGGGGCCCGGUGUUCGUUGCGGUGGUGCUGUUCGUGCUGCUGUCGCCGGGACUGCUGUUCCAGGUGCCGGGGCGGAACCGGUUCGUGGAGUUCGGCAAUUUCCAGACCAGCGGAGCUUCCAUUCUCAUUCACGCCACUCUCUACUUCGCCUUAAUCUGCGUCUUCUUGAUUGCUAUUGGCGUUCACCUUUACAUGGGCUCCUGAUUCGUCUCAAUCUUAUCCCCAAGCCCAUGGUUUUUUCCCUUCCACUUUCUAUUUUUUUUUUAGGCUUUGAUUUGGAGAUUCAUAAAUUGCAAUGAAAUUUAAUGAUGGUUGGAUUGAAUUAUUUUGAAUAUUUUUCUAAGAUUGUAUUGGAAACUAUAAAUUCUGUUGAAUUAUUUAAUGCAUGAAUGAGUUCAGAAGAUAAUUAA
Molecule: messenger RNA, 648 nt
Organism: Malania oleifera
Lineage: Eukaryota; Viridiplantae; Streptophyta; Magnoliopsida; Santalales; Ximeniaceae
Exons: 1
Coding region: 230-442 (70 amino acids)
Source: RefSeq, a predicted model, not a curated record